UAAAUAUAUAUGUCAUGUCCCUUCAAAUAAACCGCUAAAAGCCAUACGAUAUGAUAACCAUAACAAUGUCUUUAUAUCUUCACUUUCCAUGAUGACGUGCACUCGAAUCACUGCAAUCAAUCGCACCAACACGAAUCUCCACCUCUUCUUCACCCCUUUCACAAUCCAAUUCAAACCCUAGACCUCAUCAAUGGCGGCUUGUUUGGGUCCUCUAUCCGAAAUGCGCACCGUUCGCACGGUUCUCGAAGAACUGGACGAACAAAACCAACCGACCCGACCCGAAACACCGGAUUCAAACCCUAAUUCAACCGCCUCAACCUCCACAUCAAUCAUGGUGAUGCGGCAUAAGGUGGAGAGAAUCUUUCCGGUUUAUGCGAGGGGUGGGUUGUCUCCAAGAUCCGACCCGGUUGGUUAUUCGGGUUCGGUUGUGGGUGAUUCCAUUUGGGAUGCUGUUAGAUUAGAAGCAAAGGCUGAGGCAGAGAAUGAACCGAUUUUAAGCAGCUUCUUAUAUGCCAGCAUACUGUCACAUGAUUGUUUAGAGCGAGCAUUGGGAUUUAUUAUCGCUAACCGGCUUCAAAAUAAUACUUUAUUAGAAACCCAGUUGAUGGAUAUAUUUUGUGAUGUAUUGGUUCAAAACCGAGGCAUCAAACGGGCAUUACGCAUGGAUCUACAGGCAUUUAAAGAAAGAGAUCCGUCAUGCUUGUCUUAUUGCUCCGCUCUUUUAUACCUAAAGGGUUACCAUUCUUUACAAACGCAUCGAGUAGCACAUGCAUUGUGGAACCAAGGACGCAAGGUGUUGGCUCUUGCACUACAAAGUCGAGUCAGUGAGGUGUUUGGAGUCGAUAUACAUCCAGCUGCCAAAAUCGGGGAGGGGAUAUUAUUGGAUCAUGGAACGGGCUUGGUUAUUGGAGAAACUGCUGUUAUUGGAGAUAGAGUUUCACUAAUGCAGGGUGUAACCUUGGGAGGGAGUGGGAAAGAAACGGGGGACCGACAUCCAAAAGUUGGUGAAGGUGCGCUGAUUGGAGCUAGUGUGACCGUACUUGGGAAUAUUAAAAUCGGUGAAGGUGCAAUGAUAGCUUCAGGUUCCCUUGUUCUUAAGGAUGUUCCUCAACACAGUAUGGCUGCAGGAAUACCAGCCAAGGUGAUUGGUUAUGUAAAAGAGGAAGUUCCAUCUUUAACAAUGAAACAUGAUGCAAGCAAAGACUUCUUUGAGCACGUAGCCAUAGGUUACGAGGGAAGAUCUAAUGGCGAGGAUGCUGCUUAACCAUUUUAAUGUCUUUAAACGUGCAACCGUAGGUUGCCAAGGAAGUUCCAUAGGAAGACUACUCGAUAUAACCAAUAUAUUCUCAAAGUUAUAGUGUAUUACUGAAAUAAGUAGAAGUUAUUUAUUGUUACUCGAUAGCUUGCAUCAUUUCCCGACAUAGCAUAACAUAUGAAUCGUUCUCCUGACUGCAUUUUCGCUUACAUGACUACAACUCUGGCGACAAAUGAGGUAUGCAGUUGUGCUUUAGCUAAAGAUCCUGAUGAAUAUGUAUCAAGAAUGCCAAGCAGCUGCUUUUAUGUUUGAUGAAGAGGGGAUUUUAGUACUGAGACCGCAAACAACUGUGAGUUUUUUUUUUUUAUCUCGAAUCAAGGUUGAUCAAGUUGAAGUUAUCGAGUGAGUACGAUUACACAAACGAGUCGGGAUUUGGAAUAAUAAGAUAUUGGCUCGAAUUCUUAGUGAGGUAUAUGAGCCAUGCAUGUAAUGUUAGAAUAAAUUUUGGCCAAGCUUGAAUAAGAUUUGCUUUAUAGUAGUUAUGGUUA
Helianthus annuus (common sunflower) is the source of this 1803-nucleotide messenger RNA. RefSeq names its product serine acetyltransferase 2. The record is from RefSeq and is a predicted model, not a curated record. Bases 191 to 1264 code for a protein of 357 amino acids. NCBI's taxonomy places the organism in Eukaryota, Viridiplantae, Streptophyta, Magnoliopsida, Asterales, Asteraceae. Gene Ontology annotation, cellular component: cytoplasm; cytosol. Gene Ontology annotation, molecular function: L-serine O-acetyltransferase activity. The transcript is spliced from 9 exons.